AUGGGCAUCUGUCUCAAACUGCAUGGCUCCAAAUUCUCAGAGAGCACGGUCUGUGCUGGAGGCGACUCUGGUCCUCGGAAUCGGAGGGCGGGUCGGGUCACCACAGCGCCCCCUGGAGGUCCCGAGACACUCACCCAGACGCUGGGUAUGCCCCGAGGCAGCAUGGUGGGCCUCGACGGCUUCUCUUCGAGGCCCUACCUGGACCUCUGGGAGUCCCCGCUGCCCACCCCGGAGCUUGCAUCCUCGGCGUGGCGGAGCAGGCCAGGAGCUCGGCCCGCACCAGCCCUUUGCGCCUGGGCUGGGGACCCCGCCCCAGGGAGCGAGGCAGCGUUGCACUGGCAGGCGUUGCCACCGCGCUACUCGCCCACACCGCGACCUCUGAGGCACGAGUACAACUAUCCCUCGUGGGAAAGUCGCAGCCUGACCGACGUGGCCCUAAGGCCCCCGGACCGUGCCAGGAAGCAGCGAUCCUGCAGCCGGCGCCUGGAGAAUGCUUGGGGGGAGGCAGGGACCAAGCCCCAGCAGCUGAGAGGUUGCAGUCACAGCCGGAUUUGGCAGCCGAUGCAACUGUACCAGACUCAGCCCUGCCAACAUUACCCUCCAGCCCAGGGAGACUCGCCCCCGCCGAGCCCUAGCAGAGCUUACACUCCCUUAAGUGAGCCUUUUGGAGUAGAAAAGGUACAGAAUGGAAACCAGUGGGCAGUGCCUGUCGGUAGAGAUUUAGGUUGCUGGUCUCUUUCCUCAGCUCCCACGGAGAAGUCUUCUGUGCUUUCCAAAGUGAGUGCACAGUCGGCUAGUGUGUACCCCCAGGGCAGUAAUGAGUUGAUGGAAUCACUAGCCAGUCAGUACUCCCAGCUGGAGGGGAGUUCAGAGCCAGUGUCCAGUGAGGAGGUUCAGGGACAGCAAACACAGCUCCUCAAAAGCAAGCUGGCAGAGAUGGUGAUCUCUUCCAGGGACCAGAAGAUUGUGGCUCUGGUGUUGGCCCGGCUCCAGAAGGCCCAGAGGAUGCGGGAGCUGCAGCAGCAGGCUGUUGCUGCCUGGGAGGAGCUGAAGCUCUCAGACCAGAAGGUCCAAAUGACUCUGGAGAGGGAGCGACAGCUGCUACUGCAGCAGAACCAGGAGCAAUGGCAGCAGGAGAAGGAACAGCCCAACCGCCAGGUGAAAAACAAGAUCCAGAAGGAAGGUCCAUGGAAGAGGCAAGUGGAAGGCCAAGAGAAGCAGCGCCAGGGCAAACUGGAGAGAAGCCGGGGCGCCGCUGACCACAGGAAGCAGUGGCCGCUGCAGCAGUUGAAAGGACAGCAGAGAUCGCAGGAACAGAAGAGCCUGCAACCGCAGAAGAGGCUGGAGCAGGAUUGUCACAAGAGGCACCUGCACGCCAUGGGGGACCUGAAGAAGGCCCAGGUGACCAACCUUACCUCCAUAGUCAAUUACCAAGCCCGCAAAGUCCUCAUGGACUGCCAGGCCAAGGCUGAGGAGCUCCUCAGGAAACUGUCCCUGGAACAAAAUUACCAUCAGUCCCAGGAGACCCAGCAGUGCCUGGUUAAGGAGCAUCACCAAGAGCUGAGGGAGAAGGACCAGAAGGAGCACAAGAAGUUCCAGGUCAAAUGGCAAGCGGGAGAGUUGAAGGAGCAAACAAAGAUGCACAAGAGGAUGCUGAUGGAGCUGGCCGACCAAAAGAUCCGGCAGGCCAAGAGUAACGCCCACAAGAACAUCAAAGACAAGGCCAAGCGUGUUCGAGAUCUCAAUGUCCUGCGGGAAAAGAAUCCUCACAUCCUAAAGUUGAAAGCCGAGAAGGAGGAAAAAUGCCACAUCGAAGGCAUCAAGGAGGCCAUUAAGAAAAAGCAGCAGAGAAUGGAACAGAUCUCCCGAGAGAAAGCAGCCGCCCUGGAGGAGUUCCAGAAGAUCUCCAGGGUCUCUUUACAACCAAGAGAUAAAAUGAGAGCCUUUGAUCAGAUGGCAGGGGAGGCCUAG
Molecule: messenger RNA, 1971 nt
Organism: Chrysochloris asiatica (Cape golden mole)
Lineage: Eukaryota; Metazoa; Chordata; Mammalia; Afrosoricida; Chrysochloridae
Gene: CCDC185
Product: chromosome unknown open reading frame, human C1orf65
Exons: 2
Coding region: 1-1971 (656 amino acids)
Source: RefSeq, a predicted model, not a curated record